Molecule: messenger RNA, 511 nt
Organism: Cinclus cinclus
Lineage: Eukaryota; Metazoa; Chordata; Aves; Passeriformes; Cinclidae
Gene: LYSMD1
Product: LysM domain containing 1
Exons: 3
Coding region: 29-511 (160 amino acids)
Source: RefSeq, a predicted model, not a curated record
ACCCCCGAGCCGAACCCCCGGGCGGGUCAUGGCGGGGAGCGGCGGAGCCGGGGCGGCCCCGCGGGAGCACCGCCUGCAGCCCGGGGACACCCUGCCGGGGCUGGCGCUGCGCUAUGGGGUGACGAUGGAGCAGAUCCAACGAGCCAACCGCCUCUACUCCUCGGACACGAUCUUCCUGAAGCCCACCCUGCUCAUCCCGGCCCCUGCGCGCCCCCCGGGGCCCUUCCCGGGGCACCGGGAGCGGGACAUUCCCGGGGACAUUCCCGGGGACAUUCCCGGGGCCGUCCCGGUUCCCCCCGGUCCCUCCCGCCACGAUCUCACGGCCUCGGAUUUCCUGCGGCGCUUGGACGCCGAGAUCGGCCGCUCCAAAGAGGCGGCGGCGCAGCGGCUGCAGAGCCAAAAUACCAGCCCCGCGUCCCCUCGGGGGGCUCGGCUGGGUCCCUGUCCCCUCACCAGGACCCCGCGGGCGGCCGCGCUCAGGGACGCCGAGGAUGAGAUCUUCACCUUGUGA